Arachis ipaensis is the source of this 540-nucleotide messenger RNA. The record is from RefSeq and is a predicted model, not a curated record. Lineage: Eukaryota; Viridiplantae; Streptophyta; Magnoliopsida; Fabales; Fabaceae.
AUGGUGGCUGGAAAUAGACUUGGAACACAUUUUAACAAGGUUGGUUGGGCAAAUUUGAAAACAAAAUUCUUGAAAGAGACUGGUUUAAAUUAUGAGUCUAAACAAUCUAAAAACAAGUGGGAGGCUAUGAAAAGAGAAUGGGAACUAUGGGUUAAACUAAACGGAAAAGAGACCGGUCUUGGUUGGGAUCCUAUUAAGAAGACCAUACAAGAAAAUCCUGAUGUGGCAAAAUUUAGAGAGGAAGGUCCAAAACAUCUUGAUGAAAUGGAGUUCCUUUUUGAAGAUGUUGUAGCUAUUGGUGUAGGUGCAUGGGCACCUUCUGAAGAUAUAAAUGAUAGUUAUAACGAUAGAUAUAAUGACGAAGAUAAUGCUGUUCUCAAACAAUUACCUGGGCUAGAAGUGGGGAGUGAUAUAUUCUUUAUAGCUACAAGACUAAUGGCAAAAAGGUCAAAUAGAGAGAUUUUUAUGGGGCUAGAAGAUUCUGCCUUACAACUUGGUUGGUUGAAGACUCAUAGUUUAGCAGAUGUGUCUGGUUCUUAA